AUGGCUCCGAUCGUAUUCAACAGACCUAUAUCGCCGACUCCUGACUCGGUAAUGGGAGAGGUGGUUGACAACAUCUGCCAACAAUGGGACAUUGACGAUGCGUGGCAAGCACUUCCCAAUGGUCUGAGCUACAAUCAUGCUGAGUACGCCAUGGCAUGGGGCCAGCCAUUCUUGAUUCAUCUUUCAGCCUUGGCAAGCCUUACACCAGGAAAGCUUGAAGAAGUACAAAAACGUCUUCAUAAGCGGAUUGAUCACGGUCGAAAGACGAAAGGCCGCCACUCGUGGGUGAUGCCUGAUGAUCUCAAGACGCUGGUUGAACUCUAUCGGCGCAAACAACCCACAGCUGAUAGGUCCGCCAAUAGGGGACAGAAAAGUGACUUUGGACAUAGAGUAGGACAAGAAGAGGAGCAGUCAGAAGGAGAAUUAGCAGACGACGAGCAUGAAAUUCGAGAGCAGUAUAUGUCGGACAGCACUUUACAGACCAGGGAUGCCAUUGGAGGAAUUGCAGCGUCGGAUGAUUGUCAGGACGGAGAAUGUACUCCCCGGUCUCGUAGCGGUUUGUCUCAUACUGCAACCUCCACUACGCUUACCCGUAGUGAGAAGCGCAAGGGGGACCAGGACUUGGACGAGCGGGUCAUCGGCAAGGCAUUGCAGCCAUCCACUUCGGAGAAUACCUAUGGCCUCCUCAUCGUGUUCAUCGACAGCGCUGUCAGCACGAUGGUGGACUUCACGCAACAUCCUGUAAAGGGCAUGUACGCGCUGGCCGCUCUGGGCCUUGAGCUCGUGCGGUUCCCAGUAUUCAUCGUCAAAUUCCUCCUCUUCGGUCGCCAGCACCCUAGCUGGACCUUUCGACAGGCCAUCGCUGUGCACGCCCUCUUCUCUGGGUUAUGGCACGUGGCUACGGUGCAAGCUAAGACACCACUGCCUCUCACACCGGACCGGGAGAAGGAGCGAUUCCUUGUCAUCAAACCGGCCAAGGAUGACGUAUACAAAGGGCCAUUAAGGAGCAACAAGGACGUUGUGCCAGCAGAAAUUGGUGCGACGUGGUUUCCUGCGCCAUUGACCACGGGCAGCGAUAAGAGCAACGUCAAGGUCGUCCUUCAUAUCCACGGCGGCGCUUUCGUCACAGGAGAUGGAAGGACGGGACAAUGCGGGGCUCCCGCAAAGAAACUUCUCAAGCAUACCCUAGCCACACACAUCUUCUGUCCCCAAUAUCGCCUCUCCACGCUGCCUGCCUCCAAGACAUCAAACCCUUUCCCAGCCGCGCUCCAAGACAGCCUCACGUCCUACCUAUAUCUCUUGAACGACCUCAAGAUAUCCCCAAAGAACAUCAUACUCUCCGGAGACUCGGCAGGCGGCAACCUCGCCAUCUCCCUUCUUCGCUACAUCUCCGAGUACGGCUCCGACCUCGGUCUACCUGCUCCCUCGUCAGUGCUUCUCUGGUCGCCCUGGAUCAACCCCGCCGAUACCUCUGCAUCAUACGUUCACGACAAUAGGAACUAUGCCACAGACUACCUCUCUCCUCCCUUCACGUCCUGGGGCACACAGGCAUAUGCUGGUGAAGCUGGCGAGCAGGUUCUGUCACAGCCAUACAUUUCGCACAAGAACCGAACAUUCAAAACCGAGGUGCCUAUCUGGGUGAAUGGAGGUGGGGGAGAGAUACUAUACUUUGACGUAGUCGAAUGGGCUGAGAAGAUGAAGCAAGCAGGUAAUCAUGUACAGCUUGACAUUGAAGAGCACGUUCCGCACGAUCUCUUACUCCUGGGUCACAUCUUGGGAUUCGACCAAGAGGCUGUAAAUAUGGCUAAGCGGGCAGGCGAAUGGCUGAACGAGCAAAAGAGAUAA
Alternaria burnsii is the source of this 1845-nucleotide messenger RNA. Its product is annotated as alpha beta-hydrolase. The record is from RefSeq and is a predicted model, not a curated record. The transcript is spliced from 3 exons. Gene Ontology annotation, molecular function: hydrolase activity. NCBI's taxonomy places the organism in Eukaryota, Fungi, Ascomycota, Dothideomycetes, Pleosporales, Pleosporaceae. The coding region runs from base 1 to 1845 and encodes 614 amino acids.